Molecule: messenger RNA, 3761 nt
Organism: Drosophila elegans
Lineage: Eukaryota; Metazoa; Arthropoda; Insecta; Diptera; Drosophilidae
Product: N-acetylneuraminate 9-O-acetyltransferase
Exons: 3
Coding region: 222-2819 (865 amino acids)
Source: RefSeq, a predicted model, not a curated record
GGGCGAUAGACGGCGGUUGCCUAUCGGCCGGCGAAGCAAGAGACUGUCUAAAAAACUUUAAAAAUUAAUAAAUAAAAGCGAAAAAGACAGCAAAAGAGAAGGAGACGGUGUCCGCGAAACCAGCGAAAUUGGGCUAAGACCAUGCCCAUGCAAUUGGCCAACUUUUCUGUAAUAUUAUAGGCCAAAUUGUAGGAAGAGGAAGAGGAGGAGGCUUAUAAAUUAUGGAGCUACGCGAAUUGCGCGGUGGAAAUGGAGGAAAUGGAGGAGGAUCAGGUGCACCUGGAGCACCAGGAUCCUCUGGCAAUGGAGCCCCCAGUCCCGAGCUCGGUGACAUAUGCAUUGGAGGCGCCGCCGGUGGACAACGGAUGCCCACCAAAGCGGAUAUAUUCAUGGAGCAACUGAACGCGACCAAUGCCAAAAAGGUGGCUCUUCUCUUGGUCCUCGGAUUCAUCGUAUAUCACGGCCUGCUCAAUUGGAAUUACGGCAGUGACUCCUGCCAGUGGCUGCUGUCCAAGGGCCGUUUCAAGGGCGACAACGAGUGGCAGCCGUACGGCUGCAUGGUGCACAAGUACUCCCUCACUGACACCCGGCGCUGCUUGCGUUACUUGGCCUUCUUCGACAACAAGAACAAUUUUGUCUUCAUUGGCGACGAGAGUGUGCGGCUGCUCUACGAGCGUUUUGUGGAGCAACUGCGUCUGCCGUUGGCCGCCGACGAGGUGCCCGAUGAGGAGGACAACAAUGCCUCGGUGGCGGACGGAUCCGCUCGUUUCGAGGACAAGAAACUGCACAUGCUGGCCCAGUACAUACGGGCGGAGGAGGUGAGUCCGACGCUGGUGGAGCAGCUGUACCGUCUGGAGGCCGAGAAGCAGUUGUCCUCCGUGUACGUGGUGGGCUUCACCUAUGCCAGUUUGCUGGCCGGCAACACCACCGACGAUGUGUUGCGUCAGUAUGCCGCCAAUCUCACCCUGCUGGUGGCCCCAUUCCAUCGCCUGGUGGCACAAACAUCGCGGGUCCUCUGGAAGCUGGCCGAUCGCGUGGACGAGGAGAAAUUACCGUCGCAUUGGAAGCUACUGCAGAACGAGCACUUGGAUCGCUUGAAUCAUGUGGCCAGGGGUGUUUUCCGCUACACGGAGGCCACCGUUUGGGAAUCCGCCUGGCACAUAGCCAACGGUCUGCUCGACAACGCCAUCGAUGGCCAUCAACUGUGCGCCCAUGGCCAGCGGCUGGAGGUUCAGUUGCUGUGGAACAUGUACUGCAACGACUAUAUGAACUACAAUGAUGGAACCUGCUGCAGCAGCGCCGAGCCGCACACCACGCUCCAAAUCGUCGCCUACGCCCUCUUUGGCGUCUGCAUGACCCUCGUGUGCGGGAUGUGCCUGCGCAGAUGGCUGCUCCACCUGCGUGGCCAGACCCUAUAUGUGCCAUUGCAGCAGCAACAGCAGCAGCAGCAUCAGCAUCAGCACCAGCAGCAAUCCAAUGGAGGAGCACCUAGCAAUGCCUUAUCCGCCCUGAUGACCGACUAUGGCACACCCAUGGUGGCACUAUCACUACUUGGCCUUAUACUGGCCUAUUUCUACCUCUGCGAUCGCACCAAUUUCUUUAUGAAGGAGAACAAAUACUAUUCGGAGUUCAGCUUCUGGAUACCGGUGGGCUAUGUCUUCGCAUUGGGCCUGUUCUUCACGGAGGACUCGCGGUUCACCAAAGUCCUGAAUCGCGAUCAGACAGACGAGCUGCGUGGCUGGAUACUACUGGUGGUGCUGAUAUACUACAUGACCGGAGCGCAGCGUGUGCUGCCCAUACACAUGCACAUCAAGCUGCUCAUCUCCGGCUAUUUCUUCCUCACCGGCUAUAUGCACUUCACGCACCUCUGGCAAACGGGUGGCAAUGGAUCGCUGUUCGUGCGCUUCUUUCAGGCCAUGUUCCGGGCGAACUUUCUCAGUGUGCUGCUGUGCUUCUGCAUGAACAGGCCCUAUCAGUUCUACUACUUUGUGCCACUGCUCUCGUUCUGGCUGUGCGUUGUUUACUUUGUGCUGGCGCUGCCGCCACGCAUAUCCUCGGCCUCCGUGGACGCCAAUCCGCUGCACUAUCUGUAUCUGGUGUGCAAGUGCAUUGGCUGCUUGGGCGGCAUCACGGUGCUCUUCAUGUCGGAGGUCUUCUUCGAGCGCAUCUUCGUGACGCGUCCCUGGAAGGCGCUGUUCGUGACGACGGACGACGAUCUGCACGAGUGGUGGCAUCAGUGGAAAUUGGACCGGUAUACGGUGGCCUUUGGCAUGAUCUAUGCCGCCUGCUUUCACAUUGCCCAGAAGUACAAUGUGUUCGACGACAACAAUCAUGGGAAUCUGUUCUCGCGGAGAACCUCCAUAUCGGUCACAUUGCUGGCACUGCUGGGCGUUGGCGUGUACACCUCGUUCUCGUUCCUCUGCCGCAACGUGCAGAACUGCGAGGAGAUCCACUCGUACAUCCUGUUCAUACCGAUUGUCGGCUAUGUGGUCCUGCGGAACAUCUCGGGCAUCCUGCGCACCCGCUACUCGGCGUUCUUCGCCUGGUUUGGCCGCAUCUCGCUGGAGCUGUUCGUCUGCCAGUAUCACAUUUGGCUGGCCGCCGAUCGACAUGGGGUACUGGUCCUGCUGCCCGGCUUCCCCACGCUCAACAUGAUCAUCACGUCGUUCAUCUUUGUGUGCGCCUCGCACGAGGUGCACCGGCUCACCCAAAUCCUGCUGCCCUAUGCCGUGCCCAGCGACUGGCGCCUGGUCAUGCGCAACUUCGUCAUCUUUCUCAUCGUGCUCAUACCCGUGGCCCGAUCGGACGGCAUGUUCUGAUCGAUCACCCGAUCCGAUCCGAUCCGAUCCGAUCCUGAGCGAUUCGCAAUCCAAUUGCCGCCCAGUUAGUGACCCCAAAGUAUUCGAUAGAUAGCAGCCCGCCCAUUUGGCAAAAAGAAAUAAGUGCAAACACACGAGUGUGUAACUCAGGGUGGAUCGGUUUUAAACGCAAGCUCAAAGUUCUAAAAUCACGUUGCAAUAUCUCAAUUCUUAACAAAGGAUAUUUAACUUUAUAGGACCAUAGGUCACAUGUUUGCUUUCAUUUUUCAAUAAGAAAACCACACGUAAAUUCUUUUAUAUAAAGUCAAAACUCUUUUUAAACUCCUUAGUAUAAUAAAGCAAUAAAUGUUAUAUAUGCUUCUCUUCUAUUGGCAUUUGUUAAAAUCGAGCCACCCUAGCUUAUAUAGUGCGUGUCAUAGCUAUAAGAAGUUAUUUCUCGUAACCGGAACGAAAACUUACCUUAAUCAAUAUCUCCAUUUGCUAAAACGUAUAUUAAGCGACCUUAAUUUUUUGAGUUAUACAUUUACAUUUUGAGAACUUAUAUUUUUCAAUAUUAUCAAAAUGUAUUUAGAAAGCAAAUUAAAUUCGAACCUAGUUUAUUAUAAUUAAGCUUACUCGAAACAUAGGUACCUUAAAUCGAUUUAAUUUGUAAGAUGACAGCUCCCAAAUAUUCUUUGUAUAUUUUUUAAGCAACUUUGUUAAGUGGAUUAUGGCUUUAACUUAACUGCGCAAUUUUCUUAUGGUUCUGAAACGCACUGUAGACACACAUUGAACAUUACACACAUAUAUACUUAUAGAGAUAACUUAGCUUUAAUUAAAUUUUGCACAAAUUACUUAACAACUCACCCAGCCACACAAAAAACAUUCACUCACUCAAACACAAGCAGCGGCAAACCAAAUGUAUGUAUAGAGCAAGAGAAUAAAGCAAUGGAUAUAUACUUA